Molecule: messenger RNA, 369 nt
Organism: Penicillium mononematosum
Lineage: Eukaryota; Fungi; Ascomycota; Eurotiomycetes; Eurotiales; Aspergillaceae
Product: acyl-CoA N-acyltransferase
Exons: 4
Coding region: 1-369 (122 amino acids)
Source: RefSeq, a predicted model, not a curated record
AUGUUUGAAGAACCCAUCAAAGCGGAGCCUCCCGCUGGCGAACAGCUCAUCAUGCGUCCAGCAACCAAGGCUGACUUAGACUCCAUGACCUGGAUUGUGGAAGCCGGGUUUCCUGAUUGUCCACGGGUCCCGGCUGCCCUUAUAAUUUAUGGAAGUGGACAAGAGUGGUGUAUGAAGGGUAUCUCAACGCCUGAAAAGUACGCCUCACUCGUUGUUACCGCACCAGUCCCAUUUGCUAGUGGGAAACGGGUCGUCCACAAGCCCACUUCGAUUGGCGUGUGGGACGUAGCAAUUGAGACCAAGCCUACAGGUGGCGACCUGACCGCCCAGAUGCCAAUCCUGAACAUAUUAGGGCCUACUCUAGGAUGA